CGCUGCGCUCACCCCUGGCUGCUUGGUUGGCGCUUGAGUUACACGGCUUUUGCCCAAGUCUCGAGACUUAGUGAGCAGCAGUUGCCGGCUCUUGUGGUGUAACUAGUUUAAUGGCUGGGAAUAAAGGAAGAGGACGUGCUGCCUAUACCUUUAACAUUGAGGCCGUUGGGUUCAGCAAAGGUGAAAAGUUACCUGAUGGCGUGUUGAAGCCACCCCCACUGUUUCCUGAUACAGAUUAUAAGCCAGUGCCACUGAAAACAGGAGAAAGCGAAGAUUACAUGCUGGCCUUGAAACAGGAAUUACGAGAAACAAUGAAAAGAAAACCUUAUUUUAUUGAAAAAGUUGAAGAAAAGCCAGAUAUUGAAAGGUAUAGUAAAAAAUACAUACAAGUAUACAAAGAAGAGUGGAUACCAGAUUGGAGAAGAUUUCCAAGAGAGGUGAUGCCGAGGAAGAAGUGUAGAAAAGCAGACCCAAAAUCCAAAAGCACAAAAGGUACAGACAGAGUGUCUUCACUCCUUAAUGCUGCAGAUGUGUUGAAAAAAAUUGAGGAAUUGGAAAAGAGGGGCGAUGGUGAAAAAUCCGAUGAGGAAAACGAAGAGAAAGAAGGAAGCAAAGAAAAUAAAGAAGGUGAUAAUGACAGUGAUGAUGCCAAUGCCGAGCAGGAAGACUACGAUGAGGAGGAGGAGCAGGAAGAGGAAAACGACUACAUCAAUUCGUACUUCGAAGACGGAGAUGAUUUUGGAGCUGACAGCGAUGACAACAUGGAUGAAGCAACCUAUUAGCCAUGAAAUUUCUCAGAGCAGUUUUUAUAAUUCAGCUUCUUAGUAUUUGGACAAACUUGAUUUGUUUCCAAUAAGAAAUGAGUUUUAUUUUUGAUCCCUGUUUCACUGGACAAAUACUUCUUACCAUAAUUGUAAAAGUACUUUGAGGUUGUACACUGGUUACCUUAUAAAGCAGUCCCUGUCCUGACAUUCCUAAAUACCUCUGCCAUCCCUCUUAUGUCUGCUAGUGGAGCUUGAAAAUUUGAAUGUGCCUCUUAGUCUAUAGAUCCAUACUUGAACAAGUCAUUUUUCUUUAAGGUUACUGAGUCAUACUGGCUUUCUAUAAUGUAAAAGUUGACAAUACAGCACAUGGAGCACUUUAGAAACAAACUUGAAAAUUAUUUUUUACAUGGAAUGUACUGUAUUACAUUAUGUCUACGGAAACUUAUCUGAUCUCUCACAAAUGCAAACUGAAGAGAUGAAAAGUUUUGUAAUCAAAAGCAUUCACACAUAGUAAGACGUUCACAUGACCUACAUAAACUUCACAGUCCACAUCUCAGUGUGAAAAGGCUUUCAGGUUGGAUGAACAUAAUGGGCUACUUGAGACCAUAAAAUAUACGUGAUCUUGCUGUAAUAAGCGUGACAUCUUCAAAUAGUUGAGUUUAUGAAAAGUUAGACUGCGACAUCUUGUUUGCUGCGGUCGGUACCUUACAGAAGUGCAGUAAGCUUGCUUGUGUCAGUUUCACAGCUGCAUACCAAGUGUGAGCAUGGCUUAGGGCAGAGGCCCGCACUGCUUUGCAGGUCUGUGCCCUGUACAGUUGGUUAUAUAGGAACAGCAUGAACUCAGGUCAUUUUGAAAUUAAGAUUAAUCCUUUUUUAAUUUAAAAGAUAGCUCCCCUUCCACUUCAUAUUUUGGGGAGAAAAAUACCUAGAAACCUCAGCCUCCCUACAAUUAAAAAUACCAAAGAUUUUAAAGAAAAUUCAUAUAUUUCAAAAACACGUAUUACACACCAAAAUAAAUAUAUUUUUCUCUUUGGAAUGAUAUCACCCAUUUGCCUGAACAGCAGAGCCCUAAAUUCUAUUUUUACCUAGAAUACCAAAUUUACCCUUAAGACUGAACACGAUUACAGCUGGCCAAAUAACUCAGCGGAUCAAAGCACCUGCAAGCAGGUGCAGGGACCGGGUGUUUGA
Messenger RNA from Octodon degus (degu), 1952 nucleotides. RefSeq names its product RNA polymerase III subunit G (gene Polr3g). The coding region runs from base 111 to 782 and encodes 223 amino acids. The transcript is spliced from 8 exons. Gene Ontology annotation, biological process: cell population proliferation; transcription by RNA polymerase III. The record is from RefSeq and is a predicted model, not a curated record. Gene Ontology annotation, cellular component: RNA polymerase III complex. NCBI's taxonomy places the organism in Eukaryota, Metazoa, Chordata, Mammalia, Rodentia, Octodontidae.